UUUUCUGGGCACCUAUUAUGUGCCAGGCACAAUUUCUAGAGUCUGAGGAUAUAGCAGUGAACCGAACACAAAAAUUCCUAUCCUCAAAGAGCUUAACAUUACAUUCUUGUAGGCUUGGAUGUGCAUGCUGAGACAGACAAAACAAGCUGAAAUACUUCUAUAAAGAACAUUCUCACAUCUAUAUGUUGGUUACUUUGAAGUGCAUCUUCCUAGAAAGGACUAACCAUAAGAAAUGAAUUUUAACGUCUGGAAUAUCAAAGAGAUGCUCAGUAUUCCCUCAGGUUCUGGGACCACUAAUUCCUCUAGCGGGAAUAAUAAUCAGACUGAUCACUCCAGUCUCAGUGAUUCCCAGUUCCUCUUUGGAUCACAGUUCUGUCCAGAAAGUUCAGAGACGCUGUCAGCACCCUUGGACUCUGUUGUCUACUUGAGACACCCAAAACAGUCACAACAGAAUUCUCUGGACAGUGAACCAAGUAUUUUCACAAAAUACCAGACAAAACCCCAGCUAUUUGGGGGAAAUACAAAUGAUAGAGGCUUAUUUCCUCUUCCUUUGUCAGUUGGAAAAUCAAAGGGCCUCUUGGAACAAUUUGAGGAGAAAAAGAAAAGGGCAAAAGACAAAUGUGACAGUGAGACUCUAUACAACUUCAUUUCCCAUAUCAGAGAAAGCAUUCACAAGUUGCAGGCAUCUGUGGAAAAGUCUGAGGAACAUCUCAGUUCAAGAAGUCAAUCUAUUUUAGAUUGUUUGGAGACUGUGGCCAAGACAUUGCAAGAGACUGUGCAGGCCCAGAGUGAUCUGCUGUUGGGAACUGUGCAUGACAAAGGCAACAUGGAGCAGGUUAUCCUCGAGAUACGGAAGAGAUUUGAAGCUAGACAAGCAGAAUUUAUAGAAAUGAAGUCCGACCUGAAGCACCUUGAAGUUUUAGUUGCCCAGCAGAGUAAGGACUUCCAGCAGCUGUGUGAGCAGCUAGGCCAGCUGAAUGUGGCCAGCGUCCUAGCAGAGCUGAAGAGAUUGAUUUCAGUCCCUCGGGUACCUGGGCAUGUGAAAGACAGCACUUCCCAGACCUCACUACCUCUGGCCCAGAGCUUCAGUUUCACCAGGCAGGACAGAUAUGCCUCUGAGGAACCAGAUAUGUGGCAGACUCAGGCCAUCCCUGCUGUCUGGAAUCUUAGUAUGGGCUCCCUGCAGCCUGGGGAGUUUGCUAUCUAUACUGAGGGAGCAAAAAGUGAUGCUUUCCAAGGAGAGGCUGUGCUGAUGGCUGCUGGAACCGGCAAAAGAAGCAGGCGAGUAAAGGACAAGGCAGUGCAGACCAACUGCCAGAAUUGGACUCUUAAUAAAACCAGCCCUGAGAAUCAUGGCUCUGGUUCCCCAGGCCACAAAGUUCCUUGUGACUGGAGCUGGGUUUCCCAAGGAGCCUCAAGGUUUAUACCCCUGGACUUUGAAUCCAGCAUUAAGAACACUUGCCAAAAAUGUCAAGCCGAAGGUGUGCUUUCGUGUGCCCCUUGUGAACAAAGGCUGGUGACUGCACAGAAAGGCAGAACUAUGGAAAGAGGGGGGAAAGGCAAGAAGCAGCAGCCCAGGAAAGCCCGCAGAAGCAGGCUCCUAACCAGGAAGCAAGAACAAACCCCUAGCAAAACCUGUGCUUUCAAUUCUAAAUAUCCUCAGCUUCCAGUUUCUGGCCCACAAAGGCUCCCCCUGGAGCAGCAGGAACCCUUUGCUCAGUCCCUGCAUCUGUGGGGCUCCAGGACUCCCACAAAACCAGUCAUCCCUGUUCUGAGAGCAACAGUCAUGCCCAGUAAGACAGUGAGGGCAGCACAGGAGAACAUCUUGCAGCUCAGUGGGCAUUCUUCCAAAGACAACAGCCUGCUUUCUAAAAGUUCCCUGGGGGACCACCAGAUGAGCUGGUUCAGUGACCUCAACCUUGGAAGUUCAGAGUCUCCUCUGUGCAAGGAUCCAGGGAAGAAUAUGCUAUAUGAUCUGGGUUUUGACAGCAGUGAUGAUGGCUUUUGACCAGCCCACAAUCUGACUUCAGCUGAUAGUUUAUUGGUCUCAGCUGGAAAGACAAAUUCUAGAACACUGGGGCUGACUAACAGCAGAAAGUCCCUGAAGCCUGAUUGGAGCCCUCAGGCUCAGAGGGCCUGCUGGGGGGGUGGUGGUCAGUGUAGGACAGGUGCAGGGCAGGGGAGUAGCUCUGGUGUUCUGGGUACCAGGUGCUGCCCAUGACAAGCAUAAGGGAUAAUUGCAUCCUUAUUUAUUGGAGUGAAGCACAUGGAGACGACAGUGAUGAGCUGGAGCAGCAGCCUGGGUGUAGGGCAUCAGCAGGAGGGUGCUGAUUUUGGUGAAAGGAGGACUGGCCUCCAUGUGGAAUACUGAGUGGCAGAAGGGCUCUCACAGAACUGUUGCUGUGGCAGCAAGACUCCCAAACAUUUUUGGUCUUCACGGUAUUUCCUACACCUGACCAAUACCUAUCCAGGCCUCGGGAUUUUUAAAAUUAUUUUUAUCCAGUUUUACUGUCAGAGCACUUGCAUGUUUUGAUCAGUGGACAUAUUACAGGACACACUGUCUUCUUGUGAACAGAGAAACAGAGAAUGUUAAGCUGCCAAUGAAAAGAGGUGACGGGCACCCAAUAAAUUCCCAGAGCACCACUGUGUACAAGCCACACAAUCCCAUUUUUCUUCCUGGCUGUUUUUCCUAUGCUGUUUGCAACCACCCUUCAAGCUAAUGAGAGCAUCUAAGGGCCCUGUAUUAUUUCCAGAGAGCAAUAGGCUUAUGUGAGACUUUGGCUGUCUAUUCAUAUCUUGCAGAAGUUUUGAAUUUUUGUUAUACAUAUAUGUAUAUUUGUUUUAUAACAAAAAAUAAAAAUUUUUAAAAGCAUA
Molecule: messenger RNA, 2874 nt
Organism: Herpailurus yagouaroundi (jaguarundi)
Lineage: Eukaryota; Metazoa; Chordata; Mammalia; Carnivora; Felidae
Gene: IHO1
Product: interactor of HORMAD1 1
Exons: 9
Coding region: 233-2008 (591 amino acids)
Biological process (GO): homologous chromosome pairing at meiosis; DNA recombination; meiotic DNA double-strand break formation
Cellular component (GO): condensed nuclear chromosome
Source: RefSeq, a predicted model, not a curated record